AUGGCCCCCCUGGCUCAGACCCUGGCUCUGCUGGCAAUGGUUCUGCCAUCCACGGCCAUCAAGGAAUUUCCCCUGGACAUGGCCCCGAACUCCUUUGAUGACCAGUACCUGAACUGCGGCCCCGCCAUGGCUGGGGAGCUGUCGGCCCUCAACAGCUCCGAGUUCCAGCAGAACAAGAACUUUGCCCAGGUCUGGGUGAAGGCCACGGCCGAGUGGCAGAAGCGGCACUCCGAUUCAUCCCCGCUGUCCCCGGCUGAGGCCAUCGCCCUCAUGGCCUACACCAUGAGGGACGUGUACGAGGAGUUCAACACUGCCGUGCGCGAGGCUGGAAAAUCCAGCCAGGAAUACCGGGACAACUUCCACUUCAAAACGCUGCAUUUCCUGCUGACCCAGGCCCUGCAGAAGCUGAGACACCCUGGUAAGUGUGAGGAUGUGUUCCGGGGGGUGAAAGACACCCAGUUCACUGUGAAAGCCGGCGAGAAAGUCCGCUUCGGUCAAUUCGCUUCAUCGUCGCUGGACAAAAACGUGGCCGAGGGUUAUGGGACAGACACGAUGUUCGAGGUGCACACGUGCCAUGGCGUGGACAUCCAGAAGUUCUCCUUCUCACAAAGUCACAAAGAGGUGCUGAUCCCACCCUUCGAGACCUUUCAGGUCACUGAUGUCCAGAACCAAAGGAGCACAUUGAAAAUUGUGCUUCGAUCCACCGGGAACUCCAGCAACUACAACUGCGAGUGGCUGCGAGGUGGGAGCCUCCCCGGGAACUCCCCCCACCUCGGGGGACUCCUUCUGGCCACCGUGGCCAUGGCGGUGGCCAUUGGAACCCUCUAA
This is a messenger RNA of Lonchura striata (white-rumped munia), 828 nucleotides long. The record is from RefSeq and is a predicted model, not a curated record. NCBI's taxonomy places the organism in Eukaryota, Metazoa, Chordata, Aves, Passeriformes, Estrildidae.